UGGUGCUGUGUGUGUGUGUGUGUGUUUAGAACAACACAUAAUCUGGUUAUAGAGCUCCCAUUGUGCAGACUGCAGAUAAAGACUCUUGGCAAGCCCAGGCUUGAUGAAUGAGAUCCUAACUCUCACAGGUGGAGCAGUGCACUCUUUACUGACAGCAGGGAAAACUUUUUCUUCUCCGCUAGUUUUCUUUUUACUUUCAGAAAAUGCCUACAGAUUUCAAUGGAUAUUGGAAGAUGCUGAGUAAUGACAACUUUGAGGAGUACUUGAAAGCAUUGGACAUAAAUAUUGCAAUUAGGAAAAUCGCCACCUUGCUGAAACCCGACAAAGACGUCAUUCAGAAUGGAGAUCACAUGAUCAUUAAAACUCUCAGCACCUUUAAAAAUUACGUCAUGGAUUUCGAAGUCGGGAAGGAGUUCGAAGAGGAUUUAUCGGGGGUGGAUGAUCGUAAAUGCAUGACCACAGUGACCUGGGAAGGAGAUAAGCUUGUGUGUGUGCAGAAAGGAGAGAAACCAGGAAGAGGCUGGACUCAGUGGGUGGAAGGAGAUGAAAUGCACCUGGAAAUAAGGGUUAAUGGCGUAGUAUGCAAACAAGUCUUCAAGAAGGUGCCACAGUGAGACUGUACAAAACUGGAGAAAAUGUGGAGACAACUGCAGGAACAGGGAGGCAAACUCGACGAUCCCAGCAAAACACGCAUCCUCGAGAUCAGACAAGGAAAUAUGACAUGUCUUCAAUUUCUUAAAGGAUCUACUGUCAGAAAUUGACCUUUCUGUGUAUUCAGCAUGCCUCUUUAUAGCUUAUUUCAACUAAUGUACUGAUCAAGGAAAAACUGUGCAAUCUGUUUUAUUUUCUAGUACUGUAUUGUAAUGGUCCUCUGUUCAAGUGACAUUAGCUUCACAAGCACUAUCCUCAAUGACAUCAGUUGUAACAGGCUUCUUUUUCUGAAUUUGUUACACUACCGUGUACAAUUUCUGAAUAAAAGGAACCGAAGCCAGCCAGACUGUGCAGGCUUUGAAUGAAGGUGGGCGGAGUGUUUAAAACAUGUGUGGCAUUAAAUUCCAACUUACAUC
Messenger RNA from Polyodon spathula (Mississippi paddlefish), 1067 nucleotides. Its product is annotated as retinol-binding protein 1. Gene Ontology annotation, cellular component: nucleus; cytosol. Gene Ontology annotation, biological process: fatty acid transport. The record is from RefSeq and is a predicted model, not a curated record. Lineage: Eukaryota; Metazoa; Chordata; Actinopteri; Acipenseriformes; Polyodontidae. Bases 204 to 614 code for a protein of 136 amino acids. Gene Ontology annotation, molecular function: fatty acid binding. The transcript is spliced from 4 exons.